Apis dorsata (giant honeybee) is the source of this 2144-nucleotide messenger RNA. Its product is annotated as PDZ and LIM domain protein Zasp-like. The record is from RefSeq and is a predicted model, not a curated record. The transcript is spliced from 9 exons. Bases 502 to 1284 code for a protein of 260 amino acids. Lineage: Eukaryota; Metazoa; Arthropoda; Insecta; Hymenoptera; Apidae.
GUUUCGCCACUGAGGAACCCGCGUGCCUUGCGUUUUAACGCGAAGAAUUAGAAAUUUAUACAAAAGCGCAAGUAUGUCCGCACAAAGGACAAUGUUCGUGAAUAAACAGUUCAACUCUCCUAUCAAUUUGUAUUCACCUCAAGCAAUACAGGAAGCCUUGGACAGACAAACUCAAGUUUUAUCUAAUGGCGCAGUUGGAAUUGAUUUCAAUCAGCUCGCAAAACCAGCAAAUUUACAAAAUAGUGCGGUUCUACGAAUGCUCGAAGAAGAAGAGGCUAGGCAACGAGCUGGUCAAGCUGAUUUCAGCCACUGAAGCACGAAGUCGCGCAUUAACCUAAAUGAAGAAGACUAACAAGAAGCGAAUCUUAUGCUGCAAGCUGUUAAUCAUGAGCCAGGGAGACUAAUAUCACUUUCAGUCAAGCCAGUUUAACGUAUCUACGGAGAGGUAUUGGCCAGUUACCAAAAAUUCACCAAAAUCGGUGGUUAGAAUGAUCUGCGAUAAUGAAAGGUAUAGGUGACUUCGGGAUAGCAUCAGUUGUUGGUCUCAAGCGCGUAGCUUGGCCACCACCUCCGGAAGAUCAAGAUUUCGACUUUGUAGAGCAAGGACCUAUACAAGCGAAGACCCGUGGAAUCGGUGAUCUCGCCUCGUACCAGAGCAGUCCCUCAUCAGGUUCAUCACCUCAGCCGCCCUCAACGAUAGCUCGUUCCUCGACUCGGAGUGCUAUACCAUCCUCUCCAUCCCCGGUUAGUCCUGGUGGAACACUGCGACAACCGUCAUAUUUCCAAUCAACGCCAAAGGGUUGGCAUCCGGUUACACCACCGGCAACUUCACCGCAACAAUCGAUUCAACCAAAUUGGUACAAUCAACAGCAACAACAGAAUCAGCAAUUUCAACAGCACUCUCAAGAUUAUACUUCUCUACGAUCGAUACAAAAUCAAGCUCCUACGACAUUUGAAGCACCACCAUCCACAAUCAUACUUCGCCCAGAGCCUCCAAUUUCACAGGCACCAGCGCCAGUUUAUCAAGCACAACCUGCUGCAACUAAGGCUCCCAUAAGUGGAAAUAUGAGAGGAGAUCUGAAGUGGCCGCCACCAUCAGUUAAAGCUCAAACAGAAGCUGAAAACAGAGCUAGAAUGGAAUUGGCAAAAGGUCCUGCUUUUAGGCCUCGUAGGGUGCAGAAGGAUUAUUCCGGAUUUUUCGCUCAACAUGCUUUGAAUAAUACAUAUCCAGGUUAUCGAGCUCCACCAGGCACUCAAUAUUUUACUCCUUCUUAUCAUCAUUAGCAAAUUUAUUCAAAAAUUAUUUACUUUUCUCGUAAUUUUAUCCUGAGCUCGAUUUUUAUAACUUUUGCGAGAACCAUGAUGCAUAUUUUAUUCGAAUGCUGCAAAAAUUCUUUUAAAUUUUAAACAAAAAAAUAAAAUCACUCAGGAUCAUUCUCAUUGAAUUUCGAAAUUUGUGCAUUGAAAAAAAGAACCAAAAAUAUAAAUAUAAAUAUAAAUAUAAAAAUAAUUCAAUGUUUGGUUAAUAUAUAUGUUUCGAUUUAUUUUUUUAUAUAUAAGACUUAGAACUGUACACGUAUAACUUAUACGUGUUUUGCUCUUCCAGUUCUUAGUUUAAAAUAAUAGAAUUUUCGCAAGAUAUACAAAAGGUUCUUAAAAUGUAUUCUUAAAAUGUAUCCAAAUUUCGAAUUUCAAUAUAUUUUGUAUAUAUUGAGACUGAUGGAACAUUGGCUUUUUAUUGCCAUGACUUAUACUCUCAUAUUUGAACAAUAACUGAAAAUAACAAUAAUAUAUAUUUUAAAAAUAUUUAUCAUAUUCUUUUCCGUCUUUCUCUUUUAAAUAUGAAUAAAAAUUAAUGCUUUCAGCAGUACACUGUUAUUUUCCAUAAAAUAAUCACAAUUAAGUCAAAUACGUAUUUCUAUAGAAUAUUAUCAUUGAUAAAAAAUCUUUUAAUUCAGAUUUCGACGACUAACGAACUCAAUAUUAGAAUAAAUCGAAUAAAAUACGAAAAAUAUUAAUGAAUAAAUCAUUAAUAUCGAAAAUAUUUGAAAAGAAAUUGACCAUGUGUCUAUUAAACGAAUAACGAAACUUUUUAAUAAUGUAAUAUAUCGAUGUGUAUAAAUAAAAGAUAUUUACAAAUAACA